This is a messenger RNA of Coniophora puteana RWD-64-598 SS2, 267 nucleotides long. RefSeq lists its product as uncharacterized. The transcript has a single exon. The annotation marks the transcript as partial. The record is from RefSeq and is a predicted model, not a curated record. NCBI's taxonomy places the organism in Eukaryota, Fungi, Basidiomycota, Agaricomycetes, Boletales, Coniophoraceae. Gene Ontology annotation, molecular function: RNA-DNA hybrid ribonuclease activity; nucleic acid binding.
CUCAGAUGGAUCGCCGGACACGAAGGUGUCGACGGCAAUGAACAGGCUGACCUGGAAGCCAAGGCGGCCGCGAGCUCGCCGCGCCAAUCCAGCAACCCAAGAGAGCUCCCUACCUUCCUGCGCCGGAAGACCCUCCCGCGCAGUGCGGCCGCACUAAAGCAAGACUACAGAACUGUGCUAUAUGAACGAUGGAAGGAGCAAUGGCUCCAGUCGGCGAGGAGCCGCCACCUCGUCGAAAUAGACUCCUCUCUCCCCUCAGGAAAAUAC